AUGGUUGCACACGGAGGCCACGAUGAAAUGGCCAUGGGGUCAUCAGAGGGAAUGCAUGCGAGCGAAAUGUCUGGCCAUGGCGGCAUGGCAAUGGCCUUCUUCACAGCAACCAACACUCCACUGUACUCCAAAUCAUGGACCCCAUCAUCAGCUGGCCAAUACGCUGGAACCUGUAUCUUCCUCAUCCUCCUCGCUAUUCUCCUCCGCGCCAUCUUCACAGCCAAGACCUUUCUUGAAAUCAAGGCAGUAAAGGACGCUCUGCAGCGCCGCUACGUUGUCGUAGCUGGCGAGAAAACAGUCCUUGACGAUGAUGCCAACUCGACACAUGGCAUUCUUACGACCAACGGCGUUCAGGAGAAUGUCAGGGUCGUGUCUGCACCAGUAUCUCCCGUCCAACCUUGGAGAUUUGGCGUCGAUCUUCCACGGGCCUUUCUGAUGACGGUUGCGGCGGGUGUCGGAUACCUCCUCAUGUUGGCAGUCAUGACCUUCAAUGUCGGAUAUUUUCUGUCUGUUCUAGCGGGCACGUUCGUCGGUGAACUUGCUUUCGGCAGAUUCAAUCAGGCCGCACCGCAUUAA
Molecule: messenger RNA, 576 nt
Organism: Bipolaris zeicola 26-R-13
Lineage: Eukaryota; Fungi; Ascomycota; Dothideomycetes; Pleosporales; Pleosporaceae
Exons: 2
Coding region: 1-576 (191 amino acids)
Biological process (GO): copper ion transmembrane transport; intracellular copper ion homeostasis
Cellular component (GO): plasma membrane
Molecular function (GO): copper ion transmembrane transporter activity
Source: RefSeq, a predicted model, not a curated record